Messenger RNA from Caenorhabditis sp. 36 PRJEB53466, 1835 nucleotides. Lineage: Eukaryota; Metazoa; Nematoda; Chromadorea; Rhabditida; Rhabditidae. The record is from the annotation of a GenBank genome assembly.
AUGCCGCCCGUUCACGGCGGGCUCCAAUCGUGGCGAGACCCGCCGCCAUGGUUACGGUAACAGUCACCGUGAGCUGUGCAGCAUUUGUUCUUCUUCCGUUUUUCAUCGCCAUUACACAUCAUCUCCGCAACAUCUCCGCAACCCCGAAUUCGGAAUGGCCAACUGGCAAAACGCUCGGCUAACACAUUACAGAUCCUCGUUCGAUUCCUCUGCUGCUUAUUUUUCCGUGGUUCCCUUCUGCUUUUCCCUUGCUCCUUCUUCACCUUUUUUCUUUCUAUGUCUGAUAAAAUUUUUACUUUUCCUUUUCUUUAUUCCUUUUCUGAAACACUCCUACCAAUUAGUUAACUUCCACUCCAUUUUUUCCAAUCUCAACUCUAGCCUGGUCGAACAGACGUGUUCAGGCGCCUGUUAGACCAGCCUACUCAACACGACUGAAUAUCCAGGUGACUGAGUAAGAUACGCGGUGUACUUUUUUAAUGAAAAUGUAUCAGAAAAUAUGUCAAAAAUUGUAACAAAUGACAGAAAUUGAGGUCGAAUGCAUUGGAUACGUGUAUUCGAAACGAAACGAACGUUUCGAAACGUUCGACGAAAUCCCUCAAUUUGGUCAAUUCUGAACGAAUCUGCUCCGUUUCGCGCUUAAAUCGAUGCUUUUAACUCAGACAAUCGCCCUACGGUUCGCAAAGAACAAAAUUUGAGUGUUUAUUAAGAGAAAAACGAAAGAAUUCCGGUUUUCAAUUGAAAAAAGAAAAAAAGACAACUCGCUUGCGCAUUGGAAUGCUGGAAAAAGAUUUUGUUCUUUCCCUCUAUUCCAAAACCCGGUUCGUUCGUUCGGCCCACCUAUGUGGCUGAAUAAGACAGUGGACACUGUACGCGGUGUACUUUUUUAUUGCAAAUGUAUCAGAAAAUAUGCAUUGGAUACGUGUAUUUUCUGCGAAGAAAUGGAAGUACUCUUUCAAAAAUGAAAUGAACUUUCUAAUCGGACGAGACACCGAGACACCGAGAAAAGAACGAGACAUUUUGGAGGUGCGAGAAAGGGCGAGACGAGAAAGGGCGAGACGGCGAGACGACCGAGAAAGGGCGAGACGAGAAAGGGCGAGACAGCGAGACGACCGAGAAAGGGCGAGACGAGAAAGGGCGAGACCGAGACAGAACCGAGACACGGCGAGACGAGAAAGGGCGAGACGGCGAGACGACCGAGAAAGGGCGAGACGAGAAAGGGCGAGACGGCGAGACGACCGAGAAAGGGCGAGACGAGAAAGGGCGAGACGGCGAGACGACCGAGAAAGGGCGAGACGAGAAAGGGCGAGACGGCGAGACGACCGAGAAAGGGCGAGACGAGACAGGGCGAGACGGCGAGACGACCGAGACACGGCGAGACGAGAAAGGGCGAGACGGCGAGACGACCGAGACACGGCGAGACGAGACAGGGCGAGACGGCGAGACGACCGAGAAAGGGCGAGACGAGAAAGGGCGAGACCGAGACAGAACCGAGACACGGCGAGACGAGAAAGGGCGAGACCGAGACAGAACCGAGACACGGCGAGACGAGAAAGGGCGAGACCGAGACAGAACCGAGACACGGCGAGACCGAGAUGAUAAUGGAACGAGACGAGACCGAGACGAGAAAAAACCGAGACGAAACAAGGGCGAGACACCGAGAUUUCUCGCAUUUUUGCGAGACGAGUCUCGACGAGACGACACACUACUACAGACUAACUGACAUGCUCCAAAAUCUCGUGACUCCGCCUCAAAAUCGGCUCCACAUUGAUCCAGCGUACAGGUUUUUUGGUGAGCGGAUGAUAGACACAAUAGGAGACACGUUCCUCGUAAAUUAG